CUAUAUAGUCCGCUCAAGGCCACACUGCAAACACAAAGACUCUGCAAGCUGCCACCAAAGCCAUGGAGAUCUUCUCCACCAGGAUGGACUUCAGUGGGGCCUUCAGCAUUCUCCUAGCCAUGGCCAUCUCCUGCCUCCUCUUCCUCCACUUCUCCUCAAAAAGGAAGUUUGGGAGCCUCCCUCCAGGGCCCACCCCACUGCCUUUCAUCGGAAACAUGCUCCAGGUCGACAUCAAGGAGCUGAUCAAGUCUCUGAGAGAACUGAGCAAGACCUACGGGCCCAUGUACACCUUCUACCUGGGCUCUCGGCCCUGCGUGGUCCUCUCUGGCUACCAGGUGCUCAAGGAGGCUUUGAUUGACAAGGCAGAAGAGUUCAGCGGCCGAGGCGACUUCCCUGCUGUCCAGAUGUGGAGCAAAGGAAAUGGUAUCGUGUAUGGCACCGGGGAGAGGUGGAGGCAACUGCGCAGGUUUGCCAUCAGUACCUUCAAGAACUUUGGGAUGGGGAAACGGUCCAUUGAGGAGCGGAUCAAGGAGGAGGCGCAGUUCCUGGUGGCUGAGUUCCGCAAAACCGAAGGCAAGCCCUUUGACCCCACCUUCUUCCUGAGCUGUGCUGGCUCCAACAUCAUCUGCACCUUAGUUUUUGGAGACCGCUUUGAAUACACAGACAAGAAAUUCCUCAUGUUGCUCGACCUCAUCAACAGCAACUGGAAGCUCAUGAGCUCCACCUGGGGACAACUGCUCUUCACCUUCCCAGAGAUCAUGAGGCACAUCCCAGGGCCUCACCGGCAGAUCUACAAAAACUACCUGAAACUGGCAAAGUUUGUGGGUGAGCGUUUGGAGAUGAACCGGCAAACACUGGACCCCAACACCCCGCGGGAUUUCAUCGACUGCUUCCUCAUCAAAAUCCAACAGGAAAAGAACAACGCCAACACCCACUUCAACGAGGACACCAUGUCGAAGACCACCGUUAACCUCUUCUUUGCUGGGACAGAGACGGUCAGUUCAACCCUGAGAUACGGGCUCCGAAUCCUCAUGAGGCACCCUGAGGUGGAAGAGAAACUCCAUGAAGAGAUUGACCGAGUCAUUGGGGUGAACCGCAGCCCAUGCAUGGAAGACCGGAGCCGGAUGCCCUAUACCGAUGCCGUCAUCCAUGAGAUCCAGCGCUAUGCCGACAUAGUCCCCAUGGGGGUGCCCCACACUGUCACAAAAGACAUUGAGUUCCGCGGAUACAGCCUCCCCAAGGACCUCAACAUCAUCCCUUUGCUCUGCACAUCUCAAUUUGAUCCGAUGCAGUUCAAGAAUCCAAACUCCUUUGAUCCAACUCAUUUCCUGGACGAGAGCGGGCGGUUCAAGAAGAACGAUGCCUUCCUGGCUUUCUCCGCAGGCAAGCGGGUGUGCCUGGGCGAAGGCCUGGCAGUCAUGGAGCUCUUCAUCUUCCUCACCACCAUCCUGCAGAACUUCAAGCUGAAGGCCCUGAUGAAGCCUGAGGACAUUGACAUCACCCCGGAGUCAACUGGGCUGGGGAGCAUCCCCCGCCCUUAUCAGUUCUGCCUCAUCCCCCGAUAAAAGACCCUCCUCUGGCCAGGACCGGCCGCCAGAGAUCGGACUUUGCUUCUUCUGGAGAUGCUUUCACUCUCAGGCUUGGAAGCUCAUCCUGUAAGCCCCUGUCUCCCAACCCCCAUCCCUCUUGUGUUGCAUAUUCAGCUGUCCUCCAUGAUCUCAGUGCUUGGCCUGGCCUCUCUCUCUCUCUCUGACAACACUCCCACCGUUGCCUUUCAUGAGUUCAGCACUCAGGCCGACAACCUCGGGCCCUCCUCACCCAUCCAUCCACCUCUGACCUUCUCUCCUUGAACUCUUCCUUUGGCAUGUGAAUCUGGAGCCACAUUGCUGCUGCCUUCCAGGGCCAACCUUGACCCUCUUCAGCCUGGCUCAACACAAACCCUGGCCCCUUUGUGGUCCACACUGAAACUGCCUGUCUAUAAACUCGUGGCUCUUGCCAUCAGAGUUCUCAGCCCCCGACCCUGCCCACUCUCCCUUGCUGCCCCCUACAUGUGGAACUCUUCUCCUAGGAAUGUAUGCAUUGUGACUUGGUGCCAACCCUCUCCCCACCUUCAAAAGCUUCCUCAAAACCCCCUUUUUCUUGUCUUGCUCUCUUCAUCUUCUUCACCAACUGCAUGACACGUUUUAAGCACAUGCAAAGGUACCUGGUCACUUUUCUCUCUCCUUCCCUUCCCUCUGUGGUUUCAUCCAUUGUUCAUUUUAGAUUGUGAGCUCCUGGGGGCAGGGACUUGUCUCUUCUCAACAACAAAGCUCUGCAAAGGUGCCGGGGACAUUGUAAAUCAUUCACAGCAUUGCUCACACAAGACACAUCAAGCAACUUCACCCUGGCCUGGGUGCUUAAAAGGCUUCUGUCUCUGUUAGCUUUGGGUCAAGCUAUAUUAUUUGGGGCCUCUGGGCAUAGCAAGAUGAGCUCCAUAGAAUCUCAGAGUCCAAAGGUGGGUGGAAGGGCUUGAAAGCCAUCCAGUCUAACCCCAGGUUCAAUGAAGGAAUGUUGGCUGCUGCAGCAUGCCCAAGAAGUGGCUGUCAUCCAAAUGAUGGCCCCUCCCCCCCCUCUGAAGGUGAGUGGGGCUGGCGGAGGGGGGACAGGAGAAGGAUUUGGGGCAAGUUCCAUUCUUCCCACCACUGCAUCAGUUCCUUGCCAUCACAAGCUGCACCUGCCCAAUUUAUUUAGUUGUAUUUUUAGGCUGCUUUCCCAACUAAAGAUUUCCAAAGUGACUUAAUAAAAUAAAAACCAGGCAAAA
This is a messenger RNA of Rhineura floridana, 2800 nucleotides long. RefSeq names its product cytochrome P450 2F3-like. Gene Ontology annotation, biological process: xenobiotic metabolic process. NCBI's taxonomy places the organism in Eukaryota, Metazoa, Chordata, Lepidosauria, Squamata, Rhineuridae. The record is from RefSeq and is a predicted model, not a curated record. Gene Ontology annotation, cellular component: cytoplasm; intracellular membrane-bounded organelle. The transcript is spliced from 9 exons. Gene Ontology annotation, molecular function: oxidoreductase activity, acting on paired donors, with incorporation or reduction of molecular oxygen, reduced flavin or flavoprotein as one donor, and incorporation of one atom of oxygen; iron ion binding; oxygen binding. Bases 63 to 1565 code for a protein of 500 amino acids.